AUGAGGCGGCCGACGCGGCGGCUGGCGCUGUCUCUGCUGGGGGUGCUGUGGCUCGCCGCCCUCCUCCUCUUCUUCUUCGGGGCGCGGUGGAAGUUGGAGGCGGCGGAGCCCGAGGGACACACGCCGGAGGAACCGGACGUGGACUGGGACGACCUUUGGGAUCAGUUUGAAGAGCGGAGGUACCUGAGUGCCCGGAGGUGGAAGGGCGGCGAGGACCCGUACCGGCUGCAUGCCUUUAACCAGCGGGAGAGCGAGAGGAUCCCCAGUGACCGCGCUGUCCGCGACACCCGCCAUCACAGGUGUACGACUUUGCACUACAGCCAGGAUCUCCCGCCCACCAGCGUGAUCAUCACCUUCCACAACGAGGCCAGGUCCACCCUGCUAAGGACAAUUCGGAGCGUGCUGAACCGCACCCCAGUGCACCUCGUCCAUGAAAUCAUACUUGUGGAUGACUUCAGUGAUGACCCUGAUGACUGCCGCUUGCUGGGCCAGCUCCCAAAGGUGAAGUGCUUGCGGAACGGCCGGCGGGAAGGUCUGAUCCGGUCCCGAAUCCGAGGGGCAGAUGUGGCAAAAGCCAAUGUCCUGACCUUCCUGGACAGUCACUGCGAGGUGAAUAAGGACUGGCUGCUCCCUAUGCUGCAGAGGAUCAAAGAGGAUCCCACCCGAGUGGUCAGUCCCGUUAUUGAUAUCAUCAACCUGGACACUUUUGCCUAUGUGGCAGCUUCCUCAGACCUCAGAGGAGGUUUUGACUGGAGUCUGCAUUUCAAAUGGGAGCAGCUUUCCCCGGAGCAGAAAGCCAAACGACUCGAUCCCACCGAGCCCAUUAAGACACCCAUCAUUGCUGGAGGGCUGUUUGUGAUCGACAAGGCCUGGUUCAACCACCUGGGGAAGUACGACAGUGCCAUGGACAUCUGGGGUGGGGAGAACUUUGAAAUCUCUUUCCGUGUGUGGAUGUGUGGGGGGAGCCUGGAAAUCAUCCCCUGCAGCCGUGUUGGGCACGUCUUUCGGAAGAAACAUCCCUACGUCUUUCCAGAGGGAAAUGCCAAUACAUACAUUAAGAACACCAAGCGCACAGCUGAGGUGUGGAUGGACGAGUUCAAGCAGUACUACUACGCCGCCCGGCCCGCAGCCCAGGGGAGGCCUUUUGGGAACAUCCAGAGCAGAGUGGAGCUGCGGAAGAAGUUGAAAUGCCACAGCUUCAAGUGGUACCUGGAAAAUGUUUAUCCUGAACUUCGGAUUCCCAAGGAAUCGCUGUAUCAGACUGGGAUCAUCAGGCAAAGGCAGAGCUGCCUGGAGUCACACAAGUCUGAAGACCAGGAGUUCCCCAUCCUGAGCUUAACUCCUUGUAACAGCAGCAAGGGCACAGUGCCAAAGGCACAGGAAUGGACAUACACAUACAACCACCACGUCCGCCAGCAGCAGCUGUGUUUGUCUGUGUACACCCUCUUCCCUGGUUCCCAGGUGCUGCUGUCACCUUGUAAAGAAGGUGACAACAAGCAGCGCUGGGGCAAAGUUGGCUCACACAUCGAGCACAUAGCUUCACGCUUCUGCUUGGACACUGAGACCAUUGGGGACACCCAUGAGAGCAUCAAAGAGCUCAUCAUCAACCCCUGUGAGAGCACAGCCAUGAGCCAGCGCUGGGACAUGAUGAUGUCUUGACCUGCUGGAGGAUGUGUGCGGCGGGGACGAGCACCGGGAUGUGGCUGAGAUGCACCAGAUGGGGCUCAAAUCCAAACCAUUGUGGGUCCCUGUGUGCUAUGGGACAGGAGGAGAAUCACUUGAAUCAAAAUGGGACAUGGCACUCCAGGUGGAAGAGCGGAUGUUGGCUGCCAGGCAUGCAGCUGGUAUUGGCCUGGUGAUGGUCAAGGAGGAGGGAUGGCAGAAGAACAAGCUUGAAAUGUUUUAGAGGGGGACUGGGGCUCCUGCAAUGGGCUGUACAAAACUUCAUCAUGCACAGCGUUGAUUAUCUCCCUGGCAACGCAGGUAGAUGAGCCUUUAAUGCCCAAAGGAGACUUGGGCUGAGCAGAACAAGCAUCUCAGUAGCUCUUGGGGGCUGAGGUGGGUGCACAGGGUGGGAUGUGCCAAGGAAUGCUAAGAAACAUCACCAGGGAUCAAAUGGAAGACACUGAAUUAUUUUUGCACUUUGCUGUGGACGUUUCUGUCUUCUGCAGGCAGCAUGAGUGGAGCUGUGUUGCACAUCCGAAUUGGUACCUGGUCCACGUCCAUGUUGUGUAUACAGAGGCAGAGCAGUCCUUGAUGGCUGGGCCAGGAUCAGAACAGCGAGUGAUGGGGGAAUCCUGCUCUGUGCUAACUGCACACGGUGCUUGUUGAAUCUCCAAAGCCCAAGCAAACAGAGGAUUCACUGCGUGAGAUUAAAGGAUAUACAUUUCUGUCAAGCUGGGAGGAAGGGCAGUAGCGUGAUUAUUUCUCCUCUCUGAAGGCCAUGGGUCACUGCAAACUCUAAAAUUUUGCUAUGUGUCUCUUACUGCUCUGCUUCAGAUCUGGACUAAUUCAGAUUUUCACUUUUCUUCCAUAAAAGUAAUAUUUUUGGUAAUUGAAGGUAAUUGUGUCAUAUUUCUGUUUAACAAUUUCCCAACUACAGAUUAAGGGACUCCCAUAAAAUACUGCUACUGAUGGAACGGUGAAGGUUUAAUUUUUAAUUAAAAUUAGAGACUGCUCCAAGAAAGGAAAAGGGAUAUUACUUGGGCUUGCUUCCCAGUUACCUUGUAGCCCACAAUGUAAAGUACUGAAAAAAGCAUUUGGGAUUCCCCAUUCACACCGGUGAGCAGGGCAUCCUGGGCCUAUACCUCUCUCUCCAAGUCACUUAGCAUAGCCAGAACCAGGCAGAAAUUAUUUCCUCAGCUUUUGGAGCUGUCUUCUACCAGAGAUCAUGUCAGGUGCUGCCUCUGUGGGGGAGUGAGGUGACUGCCUGAGGGCAGAUGACCUCAGGAGGGGUCUUAGGAAUAGAAGACUGGAAGGUCCUUUCCAGCCAUUCAGGGCAGUGUCACUACAGCCACAGGUAACUUGUAAAGAAGGUGACUUGGCUGUGCAUCACCAAGAACUGUGCACACAGCCCUCGUGUAGUAACAAUUCUCAAAAAGAACUUCCACAGGACUGUUAGUGUGACUUGGAAAAAAAAAAUACAUAAUUUCUGUCCAAAAAUGCUAGGAUUUAGUGAAAAUCCUAUCCUUUGUUUCCUAUGCUGCAAACUACAGGUGAAAUACCAUAAGCUUUAAGCCUCCAAGUGCUCUCAGCAUCCCUUCUUGAAUAAAUUGCUGGCUUUCAG
Lonchura striata (white-rumped munia) is the source of this 3286-nucleotide messenger RNA. It is a transcript of the gene GALNT14, whose product is annotated as polypeptide N-acetylgalactosaminyltransferase 14. Gene Ontology annotation, cellular component: Golgi apparatus. The record is from RefSeq and is a predicted model, not a curated record. Gene Ontology annotation, molecular function: polypeptide N-acetylgalactosaminyltransferase activity. Lineage: Eukaryota; Metazoa; Chordata; Aves; Passeriformes; Estrildidae. Gene Ontology annotation, biological process: protein O-linked glycosylation.